Arabidopsis thaliana (thale cress) is the source of this 609-nucleotide messenger RNA. RefSeq names its product syntaxin-related family protein. Bases 1 to 609 code for a protein of 202 amino acids. Lineage: Eukaryota; Viridiplantae; Streptophyta; Magnoliopsida; Brassicales; Brassicaceae. The record is from RefSeq and is marked reviewed. The transcript is spliced from 3 exons.
AUGACGUUCACCGUUGGAUAUGUAACGCAUUGGAACAUGGUGUCUCCGAGCUUCAUGUACGUCAUAUCCAACAAAACCAUUAAGAAACUCUCGGUUACCUGUUUGAACUGUCGUUAUUAUGGUACUGUUCCUAGAAAUAUUUCAUUUGACACACCGAAUGUUGUUGAUUUCAACUACUCUGAUUAUCUUCGUCGUGAAUCUCCACAAUGUCACUUGGAUUCACUUGCCAAAGCUACAUUGGACCUUCAUUUCUUCGAAGAUGACAAGAGAGCAGAUGUGACAGAUCUCAUCAGUGGGCUACAUAAUGUCAAGACCCUUCACUUAACUUCUUCUACUGUCGAGGUUAUUUCGGUAUGCUGCAAAGGUGGACUACCAGUGUUCAACAACCUCGUUGAUUUAGUAUUUUCUAGUAAAAAAGAAGGUUGGAAAGUGCUUCUGCCACUUCUGAUAGAGCGUUCUCCAAACCUCAAAAAUCUAGUUCUCUCGUGUCUUGAAGUGGUGAAAGUUUAUGUUGCAGCUGAAAUGGAUGACACCAAAAAGAUGCAACUCACAGAGGAUCUGUUGAAGUUUCCUGCAGCUUCAUCUAAGCUCAAGAUACAAGUCAUGUGA